AUGCUCACGGAGAUUUCCCAGGCCCCGUUGAAACCUCACCAGAGGAUAACACUCCUGAAACGUCAUUGUGUGCCUAAACUCAUGCAUGAUCUGGUGCUGGGCGCCGUAUACCGGCAGACACUAAAGCGCCUCGAUGUACAGAUCCGACAGGCAGUACGAACCUGGUUACGCCUUCCCGCAGAUACGCCGACGGCUUUCUUCUACGCGCGUCUAACGGACGGUGGAAUCGGACUACCCUGCCUGUUUACCAGUAUUCCGCUUAUGAAGAGAAAACGUCUGGAUGCACAGCUGUCAUCCGCGGAGGUUGCAGUCAGAGUGGUCUCGGCAUUACCUGUGGCCGCGGCAACUCUUCAUCAGACUGUUAUCAACUCGAAGACCGAUGCGCAGCAAAUGUGUAAGGAACAGCUACACCGCUCAGUGGACGGCCGUCCACUUGCCCAUAUCGGGACCUCUGCCUGUGUUCACCACUGGCUAUCCUCUCCUGACCGAUUGUUCCCCUGGCUCUACUUGCGGGGCAUUCAGCUUCGUGCUGGUGUCCUGUCAAGGAAAGCCCGCAGGAGUAGGAGAAAAAGGCUCUCUGAUACCCUCUGUCAUGGGCACUGUGGCCAAGUUGAAACCCUCCCCCAUACUCUACAGAGCUGCCAAGUGACAAAGGAUGCGCGGAUCUGGCGUCACAAUAACAUCAUGAAAACAGCCGCCGCGAAGAUGAGGAGAAAUAAAUCCGAUGUGCUUCUGGAGCCUCACGUCCCUGAAGGGUCCUCCUACUGCAAGCCCGAUAUUGUGGUUUGUGAGAAGGGGGCCAUCCACGUCAUCGAUGUUGCGGUUGCCGGUGAGGGCUACAUGGACCGGGUGUACACGGGAAAAGUAAAUCGUUACUCUACCGCUGAAAUCGCCAACAAUCUUCGGAAAGCCGAGCGAUUACCCGGUCCUGCACAAGCCGGCGAUAUUCUCAUCACGAGGCGGAAUUCUCAGGAGUUCGGAAAGGCACCUGAAAACUGUCGGAUUAACGGACUAUGA
This is a messenger RNA of Spirometra erinaceieuropaei, 1017 nucleotides long. Lineage: Eukaryota; Metazoa; Platyhelminthes; Cestoda; Diphyllobothriidea; Diphyllobothriidae. The record is from the annotation of a GenBank genome assembly.